CUCUCUCUCUCACUCACUCUCUCUCUCUCUCUGGCACAUUUCCCUGUUCUUCCUCGUUCCCAAACUGUCCUCAAAUAAUCAGCACGACUGUCUGCGCAGUUUUAAAUCCACUGCGCCACGGAUCAUUUUGUGUAAUCUCUGAGCACUUUAUUUUUUAUUUAUUUAUUUAUUUGCUUUUUUGCGCUAAUUGUAAUUAGGGAUACGAUGUGAUUGAAGGCUUUCACCAUGAAUCCUCACUGCGCGCGCUGCGGGAAAAUCGUCUACGCCACUGAGAAAGUGAACUGCCUGGACAAGUACUGGCACAAAGGAUGCUUCCACUGUGAGGUGUGCAAAAUGACCCUGAACAUGAACAACUACAAAGGAUACGAGAAGAAGCCUUACUGCAAUUCGCACUACCCUAAGCAGACGUUCACGAUCGUCGCAGACACGCCGGAGAACCUGCGUCUGAGGCAGCAAAGUGAGCUGCAGAGUCAGGUGAAGUACAGGAAGGAUUUUGAAGAGAGUAAGGGUCGUGGUCUCCGAUUUCUUGUAGACACACCAGAAGUGCAGAGACUGAAGAAAGCCCAGGAUCAGAUCAGUAACGCGAAAUAUCAUAAGGAUUUUGACCUGCCAGGCUUGCACGGUGUCACUCAGGGCGUUAGAGGAACUUAUCUGGUGCGGGCGCAGACGAGACCCGAGCAUCAGACGCUGCAGGGGAGCUGCGCCACACACAGAGGUGUGAAUCAGUACACCAUGGAGAUGGAUCGGAGGCCAGGAGUCAUUGUAGCCCCUGUGCUUCCUGGAGCUUAUUACCCGAGCGGUUAUAAUCAGGGACACAGCUACAUGCAUCAGACCAGCAUGCACUCUCUCAGAUCCAUGCAGCUGCAGUCGCAUCCAACAACCACGAGCGUGUACAGGGCUUUGUAUGACUACACGGCGCAGGACUGUGACGAGGUGUCGUUCCGGGACGGCGAUCUGAUCCACAACGUGCACCCCAUCGAUGAGGGUUGGAUGUUUGGGACGGUGCAGAGGACGGGCCGCUCGGGCAUGCUGCCUGCUAACUACGUGGAGGGCAUCCGCUAACCCGCGCUAGCUUAUUGAGGCUUUGAUUAACCCUGUUCACAGUUCGCAGAAUUUGUUGGGACCAAGUACAUGUACAUAGACAGAAGUAGUCCUCUAUUUUAGUAGUACAGUAAAUUAUUAAAGUUUUUAAGAGUAAGUUUUCAUUUUCUUACACCGUCUAUUAUUAUAUUAGUGAGUGCAUGUUAUGGUUUUGUACGUAGGUUUUGAACGUUUACUAUGAAAAACAGUUUAAGUAUUAAAGCAAUAAGGUCUGCCGACAGACGUUAUAGGAGGUCUGAGUGGGCGUGCCUUUAAGAUAGAUGGAGGAUGUGGGCAUGUCUCUGAGACCAUAUAUGGAAGCAGUCAGGCAGGAAGAAGAAGUUUAUUAACAUUCUUAAAUACUGGUCUUUUUUUAAGUGUAAAAAAAGAGAAAAGAAUAUUAAUAAAUGUUCACAGUAUUCACUGCUACCGCUAGCUAAUAUAACAUUUGAAAAAACAUUUCAUAGCUGUAUCUUUGAGUCCAUAUAUGGGCGUAAGGACACACCCACCAAUUUGCAUACAACUCAAGUUUUACAUUCCAGGAAGCCUAAAAUGCAUACUUCAUUUAGAAACACCCCUACUACUUUAUUUCAUGUCUUCCUACCUUUAUUUUAAGCUUAAUUUUGUGUGAUAAAUUGUCAAGAAUGUAAAAAAAAAAAAAUAUGUAUAUAUAUAUUAAAAUUUGUAAUUAAGCUUUUGUCUAAAACGAUGCAAUACAAAAAUGUCUUGGUAGCAUGCACUGCAUUUGUAGCCUCUGGAACGUAUGAAUAUAUAGAAUUUGUAAAUGUUCAUGCACACAUGGCAUUAAAAUGUUAUAAUACCA
Molecule: messenger RNA, 1903 nt
Organism: Ictalurus punctatus (channel catfish)
Lineage: Eukaryota; Metazoa; Chordata; Actinopteri; Siluriformes; Ictaluridae
Gene: nebl
Product: nebulette
Exons: 7
Coding region: 226-1062 (278 amino acids)
Cellular component (GO): focal adhesion
Molecular function (GO): actin filament binding
Source: RefSeq, a predicted model, not a curated record